Molecule: messenger RNA, 3468 nt
Organism: Pseudozyma hubeiensis SY62
Lineage: Eukaryota; Fungi; Basidiomycota; Ustilaginomycetes; Ustilaginales; Ustilaginaceae
Exons: 1
Coding region: 1-3468 (1155 amino acids)
Source: RefSeq, a predicted model, not a curated record
AUGGCUGACCGUUUUGCGGCUCUCGCCGGCUACGAUGCCGGCUCCAACUACGACUCGACCGUGGAGCAAAGCCUGGCAGCCGCCGCUAGGGAAGACCUGCCAGGUCUCGAAACGGUCGCUAGCAUCAACAUCGACCUACCACCAUCCAAACCGCUCAACAGCACCUUUGGAAAAUCCAGAAAGCCAAGUGCAGCCACCGAACGCGCCCGACGCAUCACUUCGGGUCCUUUGGAUCUUGGUGCAGCGCGUUCUCGUACUCCACCCCCACCACAACAGCACCAGCAGCACGACACGUCCAGUACGUCCUCCAACAAGGAGAAUGCGCGCCACAAUGAGCCUCCUUCUACGCAACGCAAACAGGAGCAGCGAAGGCACUACGGUGUACGCAUCGCCGACGACGACACUUUCGAAGAGCUCGAGGACAGCUUGCAAAAAGCGCACCAGCAGGACGAAUUGCAGCGCAUGCAACAAGACCUUUCUCAGGCCGGCGACUCUCUGCUAGCCGCUUCGCCGGCCAACGACUCGGGUCAAUGGGGCGCGCGCGCAAUGCGUCGACGUUCCGCAGCGGGAGUCUCGAUGAAGUCGGCGCAGGAAAAGAUCAACAGUCUCACGCAGGAGCGCGACGAACUCAAGAUCGUCGUCGAUCUUUUGCGCGAAAAGGUGUCAUUGGACGACAGGCUCGCCGAGCUCAUCGUGCUCAAGAAGGAGAAGCUCUCAUAUACCAACAAGAUGAUCGCACAGCAAGCCAUGCUCAAGCAGCAGGAUCGUGCGAUCAAAGUCUUGCAGAAGGAGCAGCAGCAGUGGAAGGGCAGCAGUCCAGCCGAGUACGAAAAGCACAUCGCAGAGCUACAAGCCAAGCUGCUGGCCGCCAACAAUAAGGUCGAGGAAGAGAGACGCGACAAGGUGCGUCUCGAGGACGAGCUAGACUUCAUCAAGCGCAGAGGACCACCGCCUGGUGAUGCGAGUCGCGGCGACGAGACCUCAGCAACAUCGCUCGGCGAUUCGACACGGUUGCGGCAGCGCAUCGAUGCGCUUCGCGACGAGCACGAAGACGAAAAGUACGAGCUCCGCAGGGAACGCGACGAGGUGCAGGAGCAGCUCGAGAUCGCCCGCGACGAGAUCGACCGUCUACGUUCCGAGCAGCGACGCGCCUAUUCGCCAGGGGACUCGUCCCAUCACCGACGCAACAUCGACGAUCUGGAACAGCAGCUCACGGCUCACAAGACGGAAAAUGCAAAGAUGCUCGAACGCCAUGCUCAGCUGGUCAGCGACAUCGAGCAGCACAAGGAAGAGCUGUACGAGCUGCGCUCGUCGGAAGAAGCGCUUCAGCGAGAGCUCGAUGUAGCCAAUCAGAGACUCGAGCAUGCCAACAUCACCCAGGAAGACGACGCGGUGCGCUUCAGCGAAGCCGAGCGUCUGGCUGCGGACCGGUACCAGGACCAGAUCGAUAAGCUGCGCGACGAGUUGGCAUCGGCACAACUCCAGAUCGACGGCAAGGAAGCUGAGCUGGAGAAACUCGACGCCGAAUUGCAGGACCUCACCGCCAAAGUGGCCGAUCUCGAGUACGAGCUUCGUCAAGCUGAAAACUUGCUUGAAGAGCAAAAGGUGCAGCUCGAAGGCGUCGAAGCCGAAGCGGACGAGUUGGAUCGUCAAGUGCAAGCCUUCAAGCAGGAAGCCGACGAGCUGCGCGUCGAAGCCGAUGAGCUGCACAAGGAGCUCGAGGCCAAAGACGCCGAUCUGGCAGAGACCAACAAGGAGAUGCAGGAGAUGUCGAAUCGCAUGUUUGGUCUCGAAGAAGAGCUUGAGGCGCGCGCCGACGAGAUCAAGCAGCUCGACGAGGAGAUCGUCAAGGUCGAAGAGGCGCUCCAACAGGCCAACGAGAAGCACGAACGUCACACCACUGUGCUCAAAGAGAAGCUCGCCACGACGACGCAGGAUCUGGGUGCAGCACAGGUCCAGCUGGAAUCGACGCUGGGCGAGCUCGAAGCGAUGCGCGACGAAGCGGACACGUACGCACGUGAGGUGGAGCAGCUCACAGCUGAUCGUGCACGAUUGGAGGAGCUCAAUGCCAAGCUCGAUGCAAAAGUGUCGGACGUAGUGGAGGAUCUCAAAGCGGAAGAGAGGGCGCUCGACGACGCGCACGCCGAAUGGGAGCGGAAGCUCGAAGAGGCCGAGGAGCGACUGUCUCGCGUCGUUCGUGACAAGGAUCAAAGCAUCGUUGCGUUGGAAAAGGAACUCAACCAGAUGGAGGACGAUCUCGCAACGCGCAAGUCCGACGUGCAGACGCUUCAGGAUGCUCUGCGGGCGAAGGAGAACGAGUCGUUCCGGAUGGGUCAAAGUUCGGCCAACGACAAGUACAGCUUGGAGCUGGAGAUCGAUCGCCUCAAACGCGAUCUAUCGCGCUGCGAAGACGAUCUCGCUCGAGCGCGAAAGGAGCUCGAUCGCAAAGACGACACCUUGCGUCACAAGGAGGAUGCCUUGGCACAGCUGCAUUCCGAGUUGCGCGAGGCGCAGGCCAAGUUGGCGAGCGAGGCGCAAUCUCACCUCGGACUCUCGGAGAGGUUGGAAGCGCAGCAGAGCACCAUCAAGGCGGAACGGAAGGAGCUCGAAGCAGCGCGAGCCAAAGUCGAGGAGCUGGAGUACGAACUCAACGACGGUGAACGAGCGACGCUGCGCACCGAACAGGCGACACGAGAUGCUCUCAACCAACGCAACACGCUGCUGCUCACCAUCUACCAACAGAUGGGCAAGCUCACCGCGUCCUCGGAUGGAACACCGCGAAAGCGCGAGGUUGAGCUGAAACCUUUCACCAACUUUGACGUCUUCCACUCGAGCCUUGUGGCGCGACUUCGCAAAGUAUUCGAUUCGCAGCUUGGAGUUGAUCAGAAGGCGAAGGAGUUGGAGGCCAAGUUGACGGAGAAGUACACGGCGUUGAAGCGGCAACAAGAUUCGCGGUUCCGACAGAUCGAUCGGUUUGAAACUUCGAUCAAACAGGCUACCGAUAAACAAGCGCAGUGGAGACAGAGGCUGGUGUCGAAGCAGGCCGAAUUGGAUUCCGUCAAAGCGACCAACGCCGAACUCCUCUCGCAGAUUUCUUCGCUCAAAACGAGAACGACACUUUCGAAUCCUGGCGACAACAACAAGCUGACGACGUUGACGACACGCGCCAAUACGGCGGAGAGGAGGCUAGCUACAGCGAUGGCACAGGCGAGUCAAGCUGAGGAAAGGUUGGCCGAAGCCAAGGUCAAGUACGGUGAGGGAGAAGGCAAAUGGGCUGCGCGGAUCAAGGAGCUGGAGCUGAGGUGUAAGGCGGCAGAGGAGAGGGUGAAGAGGGAGAGGCAGGGGGCGAAGGAGAGGGUGGCAGAGUUGGAGGAGAUCAGGAGGAAGCUGGAGAAGGAUCUGGAAGCGGCGUUGAGGAGGAAGGGGGUUGUGGGAGAGUUGCAGGCGAAUGUUAGGAAUAUUCAGUAG